Messenger RNA from Lachnellula hyalina, 2757 nucleotides. RefSeq lists its product as uncharacterized. Gene Ontology annotation, biological process: metal ion transport; transmembrane transport. Gene Ontology annotation, cellular component: membrane. The coding region runs from base 1 to 2757 and encodes 918 amino acids. NCBI's taxonomy places the organism in Eukaryota, Fungi, Ascomycota, Leotiomycetes, Helotiales, Lachnaceae. Gene Ontology annotation, molecular function: metal ion transmembrane transporter activity. The transcript has 11 exons. The record is from RefSeq and is a predicted model, not a curated record.
AUGGUGGAUUACACGACCUGUCAGACUUCAGGCAAAGGGCUAGUUCACGGGGAGUCCCCUGACGAUGCAGUAUUGCAUUAUUUUGGGUGCUUGAGAUUCAGCGAGCGUGCCGAUUUCUUGGCCGAAUUGGACGAAACAAACAGAUUGAAGCUGCGAAUACAAGAAGAAACCAACCGAAUUCAAAAAUUAAGAAACAUUUUCGAAGCCGAGGGCCCGAGGACAUCUUCCGGGAAAGUACUUGACAGUUUCAAAAAGACUUUAUCACAUUGGUCCCGCAUUGAGCGGAGCUAUGCCCAUCUGGAAGGUGCGACCCCAGACCCAGGUGCUCUGGAUGGCCCUGAGGAACGAGCGAAAGAAUGGAUCCUCGAUGAUAUGAGAGCCAAUGUUAUCUAUUUCAAGAAACAACACGAGGAUGAUGAUCAUCCUAGGCCAUACGACCAUCCAGAUUUUGUGGAUAACUUUCCCAAUCAGAAGAUCCCCCUAAAACAAUUGCUAAGUUCCAAAAAAGAAAAGAAUCCCUUGAUGUGGUCUUGUGAGCCAAAUAUGAUUCGAUACUUCCACCUGCCAGCAAACAAUAUGGAGUGGAUUGAGGAAGCUAUGGCCAGGUUUUACAACGAGGAAACACCCGAUCUAAAUGGUCCCUAUCGGAAGGCACGAAGGGGAGACCCGGAAUCUAAAACGAGGAUGCUUCUCCGCCCUCAAUUUUGGAGAGGGCUUCAACACGGCGAUCGAGUUGACUUGCCUACGCAUACUCGCCACAUGCGGCCUCGUUGUUACCGAAUCUCAACAAAUCAUGAUAGUACGGAAACAAGACCCAAGAAUCUCGCGCUUUUUAUGCCAUACCUCCACUGGGAGACAGAUCGAAGACGUGCUCGUGCAGCGAAUAUUAUCGGUAAAUACGGCCCCAACAGAUGGUCUCCAAUGGUCGAAGUAGUUGAGGAAGUCGGAAUCCCUGUGAUUAAAUCAACCAUCGAUCGGACAACCUCUGACGGCUUCCUCGAGCAUAUUACAACGCGAACAGAGACCCCGAGACCUCAUACUGCUACUCAUAAGAUAACGCAUAAGACUUUUCAAGGCCAGAAGUUGCUCGGAAGAUUGCUUUUCCUUGCCGCUGCGUUGUAUGAGGCAUUGGAUGCGUAUACAGAUGAGAAGAUUAUUGAGAGAUAUCUGAUGGGGCGGCCGCCACUGCAUCCAAGGAGGACUCUGGACCAAAGUUAUUAUUGGACUCUCAAAGAUACUUCGCGGCGAGACCGUGAUCAAGUCGUGUAUCGAGAGACAGCACCGUCACGGAAGCUCGUCAAAGCUCAUCACAGUUGUACGAAGAAGGACCCUACGAAGAAAGGCACAACUUGCGACCAAUGUUUAGAGAAUGUUAAGAAAACACCUCGAAUUGUGAUGGUCGAUCAGUUGUGGAUGUGGGUGCUGGAUGAAAAUACGAUUAUUACAUGCUUCCCCAAGAGAUGGGGUAAGAACAAGCCCGACGAAUCUGCGGUUCAGAAGUGCAUUCGCACAAGACUGAGAGAGGCUCGUAUCGAUGAAGUCCGCUCUGUAUACGAUCUUGCCUUGAUAAUUAUCGACCAGUGCUCACGAGUAUUCUUUGAUCGGACUCAACCAACAGAUAUGCAGCCGCAAGUAAUGGAUGCUUUUGCAAAUGCAAUUGGGAGAGUUACUAACAAACAGACCAUCUCAUUCGAGCACUUCUGGGAAUGCACUCGUAUGGCCUCAAAACGAUACAACGAUCGAGAAGAACCAGACAACGGUACAGCAAAGAAGUCGCAAAAUGUACUACUAGACAUAAAUCCCGAAGGGGAGCUGCUCCGGGAAAUCAGAGACAUCAUCGACGAGCUAUUCAUAAUGAUGCAGAUAAAAACACAAGAGCAGAACGUCAUUUCAACCUUCGUCAAGCACAUGAAACGUCUCAUAACCCCAGCACGUGGUGCUGGAGAAAAUAGUAUCGACAACAGAAGUGAGUACAGCCUUCCGGGAAACAGGAGACUACCUAGGCCGUCACUAUCAUUCCGAAAUGCUCCGGCAAUACAAUUUGAUCAUGAGAGCGAGUCUGAGGAUUACGACUUGACGAUGACUUGUGCUGUGGAGUUAUUAGAUAGGAUAGAGAAUCAGCUUCUUGAAUUGAGCUAUUUGAAGGAGGCUGCGGAGAAUGCGUCAUUGGCUUUGAAAGAUCUACUGGAUCUCAAACAGCAACAAGCAGGCGUUGUGGAAGCGCGGGAAGCUGUUAAGCAAGGCGAGGAAACUUUGAAACAGGGAAGAGCCAUCAUGCUAUUUACAAUUGUGACUAUUGUCUUUCUUCCACUUUCCUUCUUCACAGGAGUCUUCGGCAUGAACGCCACAAACCUGACUGGCACAGACGGUCCGAAUCUCUGGCACUGGGGCGACAUAUUCGUCUUCAUGAUCCCGAUAUCCGUGCUCGUAACUACACUCUCCCUCCUCCUCGCCUUCAGCAAACUCAUCCGCGCCCUCCUAUCCUUCGCCUUCAACAUCUCUUGGACUUACCUCAUAACGCACACGCCGGCCUAUAUUUCGUGGCGCGAGACAAGGUUUACGAGUAAGAAGCUGCAUGAGGAGCAGAAGGCAAGGGUUGGGGGGAUGAAGAUGAAGGCGCUGGAGAGAGCGGUGGAGAGGAGGAUAGAGCAGGUGGAGGAAGCGAAACGACGGGUUGCGGAGGGUGUUGGGGAUUAUGGGAAGGGGAGGAGGGAGAGGGAGAGGAGUAGUCUAGGAAGUAGGCUUGAAGAUGUAUGA